AGCAAGGGGGUAUUUUAAUCAAUGUUGAAUGCAUGUAGUACAUAUGUAUGUAGGUAUAUUUAGGUGCAUGUACCUACUAUAUAAUAUAUAUACAACCCAACAUCGAAGAGAUGAGAAAAAAAAAAGGAACGGUUGCGUUCGUUCGUUCGUUUCUCCCUCUCUCUCAAAAAAAAAUCAUAUAAUGUUUGUUUUGUUAUUCAAUGCUUUUUUCUCUUUUAUACACCCCAUGAAACCCGUUAAGAUGCUUUGAAGUUAAUUCGUUCGUAAUGUUUCCGGUAAAAAGCCUGCCUAGGUUUUACCCACACACGCACACGACCCUUUCCUUGAUUAACCCUCCCUCCCUUCCCCCCUCCCACGCCGCCGUCCUGCGCCGUUUGAAAAGUUUAUGAAACCCAGAAACCCAGAAAAAAAGCAAAAAACAGUUU
This is a messenger RNA of Hypoxylon fragiforme, 425 nucleotides long. RefSeq lists its product as uncharacterized. The record is from RefSeq and is a predicted model, not a curated record. The coding region runs from base 29 to 250 and encodes 73 amino acids. The transcript has a single exon. Lineage: Eukaryota; Fungi; Ascomycota; Sordariomycetes; Xylariales; Hypoxylaceae.